AUGUCCAAAAACACCUCAAAGUACAAGUUUAAGAUUACCAGCUCGUCCAUUGACAACUUUCUGUUCAAUUUGCGAGUGAUUCGACUCUUAAAGAAAAGACGGAAGAAUAUGGGGAAUCAGGAUUUUCAACUCGAUUUGAGUCAGCUUGAUGAUGAGGAAGAGUUUCUGAAGAAUCUUGACUCGUUAGAGGAAACGAAGGCUGAUUCGUGUACACAACCAGCUGUUUUUCCAGAUACAAAACCUCCUUCACCGCGAAUCCCCCUUGGAAUCAUCCAAUCCCCGAGAACACCCCGAUCCGGCCGCAAAACUCCCCGUGAUCUUGAUGGAAAUGCUGAGAACGCGUCACUCCGCUCUCCGCGACCCACACGUUUCCCGAGUCCCCCACCCGAAGCUGAAGAGAUUCAUCGCAAUACCCCAAUCGAGCAAUACGAUAAUAUCAGUCCGGUGGAGAUCAUCUCAAGACAAAAAGAUGGAUCGAAUCGAAAAGAGAAAAGAGAAAAUCGACCUGACUGGGGUGGUUCUGAUCGAGAGAGGCAAGGGGACCAGCUGGCUCCAAGCACCUUUGAGCCGAUCGGCCCC
This is a messenger RNA of Mesorhabditis belari, 579 nucleotides long. NCBI's taxonomy places the organism in Eukaryota, Metazoa, Nematoda, Chromadorea, Rhabditida, Rhabditidae. The record is from the annotation of a GenBank genome assembly.